UAGAACAGAAUUCGAGUGAGAAUUUUGAUGACAAAAAACCUCUUUUAUCAGAUGAGGUAAUAGAACAAAGUUAUGGCUUUUUGUCUUAUAUAAAAAAUAGAUUGGAGCAAAAGCUUGAAGAAAAGUUGGAAAAUUCAUUGUUGAAGGAAUUAUUAACUAAAGUAAGAAAACAGGCUAAACUUUCUAAAGGUUUUUCUACAUAUUAUAGUAAAGAACCUGGAGAAGUAGAGAUAGUUUUUAGACCUCUGAGCCAAGAUAGCCAAAAUUUGAUCCCAAAUCUGGUCCAGCUUACCAAAAUUCAUAUAACAGGCCAGAAACAAAGCAGUUUAACUGCUAUUUUUGUGGUGGUGCCAGUUAUACAGCAGCAGUAUAUCCAUUAA
Racocetra fulgida is the source of this 380-nucleotide messenger RNA. Lineage: Eukaryota; Fungi; Glomeromycota; Glomeromycetes; Diversisporales; Gigasporaceae. The record is from the annotation of a GenBank genome assembly.